AUGAUCAAGAACUACAUCGUUUUCUUAGCCAUCGUCUGCGCAAUCUCCAUCGCAGAAGCAUGGCGCACCACUCGAAGGAAGGCGAAUGGUAUGCCACUUCCACCUGGACCGCGCCUGCUGCCAUUCGUAGGAAAUGCCCUUGACAUUGAUACAGCUCGUCCAUGGUUAACUUACGCUAAGUGGGGAAAGCAGUAUGGUGACAUUGUAUACACGCGCUUCCUUGGUCAACACUUCGUCGUAAUCAACUCCGAGCAUGUUGCACGGACCGUUGUGGACAGACGCUCGGCGAUAUAUUCUGACCGUCCCCACAUCGCUACGAACGAGUAUUUUGGAUUGUCAUUCAACACUGCCCUCAUGCCAUACGGUGAUACAUUUCGGAUGCACCGCAAACUUUACCAUCAGGUCCUGCGUAUCGAAGCAUCGAAUUCAUACCAGGAUCUGUAUCUCCGUAAGGCUCACGAACUCGUUGCUAAUCUUUUGGAUGCCCCCAAAGAUAUGCAAGGACACCUCAACACACUUUCGGCGUCCCUCGUAAUGGCAGUCACGUAUGGAUACGAGACCAAGCCAAGAGAUGACCCCUUCGUAACCUCCGUUCAGAAGGUCAUUAGGAUAAUCACUCAUGUCCUAACACCUGAAAAAGCAGCCAUAAUGAUGCUUUUCCCUUUUCUGAAUCGGCUUCCGUCCUUUAUUCCAGGUGGAAAGUACAAGAAGCAAGCCCCAGAGUGCCGUAUACUGGUCAAGGAAGUCAUGGAAAAGCCCUUUGAAUAUGUCAAAAAACAAAUGGCGGAGGGGGUAGCCCGUCCAUCUAUGGUAUCAGACUUCCUAAGCCAGGGGGACGAAAGUCAUGUCCGUGCCCAUGAACAGUCGAUGAAGGAGGUUGCUGCAACUGCAUACAUUGCCGGAUCUGAAACGACCUCAUCAACUAUAAACAUGUUGCUACUGGCGUUACUUCUCUAUCCGGAAGUUCAGACUCGCGCGAGAGCGGAAAUUGAUGCAGUAUGCGGAAGCGACAGAAUUCCAACAUUCCAUGAUAGGAAUUCACUCCCGUACAUAGAGGCUAUCUGUCGUGAAAUCCUCAGAUGGGAGCCCGUUGUACCCCUCAGCAUUCCGCAUGCAACUUCAUGCGAUGAUUUUUAUAAUGGCUUCUUCAUUCCCAAAGGUCAUCGCUUGCUACUGAUCAUAUUCCUCAAACGGAUUCAUAGGUACCGUGGAAAUUUAUCACAACCCAUCACAUUUGAUCCUGGUCGACACUUGACUGCAGACGGAGAGUUGAAAGAUGAGCCCACAUACAGUCAUUUCAGUUUUGGAUUUGGAAGGAGAAUUUGUCCAGGUCGUUUCUUCGCGGACAACGCCUUAUGGGCGUCUGUCGUGUCAAUUUUGUCAACCGUCGAGAUCGCAAACGCGAAAGACGAGGAUGGCAAGGACAUUGACGUCAAGCCGGAAUUCACGAGUGGUCUUGCGAUGUUGGUUCUUUCUUUGCUUAUAUGUAUCUCAGAGGAUCUGACGCGCAACAGCCACCCUAAAGAUUUUCCGUGCUCCAUACGGAGUAUAUCUUUAGCUAGGGAAGAGCAGAUGCGAAUGAUGUGGAAGGCUGAUCUAGUCGAUGGUCAGUGA
Messenger RNA from Suillus paluster, 1614 nucleotides. Its product is annotated as cytochrome P450. Gene Ontology annotation, molecular function: iron ion binding; monooxygenase activity; oxidoreductase activity, acting on paired donors, with incorporation or reduction of molecular oxygen. The transcript has 12 exons. NCBI's taxonomy places the organism in Eukaryota, Fungi, Basidiomycota, Agaricomycetes, Boletales, Suillaceae. The record is from RefSeq and is a predicted model, not a curated record. The coding region runs from base 1 to 1614 and encodes 537 amino acids.